AUGCGUUGUCCGGCUUUGCGCUUUGGCCUGGCCGGCCUUUACCGCUUGUGUAUAUAUGUCCAUGUCGAUGCUCUCUCUAAAUAUACCGGGACGCACGUCAUCACUGUUUCCUUCCAUGCCCUCUCUGCAAAACACGCAAAUUUCGCUAUUCGCCAAUAUAAAUCCUCUCAUUCGCUUGUUUCCUCCCAAUCCAUAGGGUUUCGCCACCGAAGAAAUCCAUCCUGCAAACUCACAGAAGGAGAAAGCCAGGAGGACGUCAAUGGAGUCCUCUGGUUUCUUCGUCUGAAAUUUCGCUUUUCGGACAAUCUCGCAUUGCACGGAGAUAUGGACGAGCAAUUGGAGGACUUCGUGGCGGAUUGUUCCGACGACGCCUCGGAAGUUGAUUCCUGCUACGAGUUCGAUGCCGCUCGCUUCUUCGAUUUCACUCGGCCGGAAUCGCCUUCCGAGGCUCAUGAGGCUGAUCGCUGGUUUGACUAUUCUGGAAAUUAUUCGCCUUCUCCAUUUAUAUUAAAGUUGAAAUGGAGAGAAGACAUCAGAGUAGAAACUACAAAUUCCUCUCUGUGUUCAAAUGAUGGGGAAAGCAUGAUUUCUAGUGGCGGGAACCUGGACUCUGACAUGGAUUCUGAAGGUGGUGUAUCAUAUGACAACAAAAAUGGACCAAAAUCUUGUAAUGAUAUGGCUUAUGGUAUUCCAAAAAUGAAAAGAAACUCUAUGGCCAUGUCAUCCAAAAUAAGGAGCUCAACUUUUAUGAAACCUACAGCAAGUCAUUUGGCCAAGUUAAAUGGAGCCAGUGAGGUCUAUUCCUGCCAAUUCUCAGGAAGGUGUCAGAGGCCAUUGACUAAAAUGGAUGGGAGAAGUUCAAGGAGCCCUCAUGAGGUUGGCAGUUGUGCUACUAAAAGGCAAAAACUAGAGAAUGGCUAUCUGAGUAAGGUUGCUCGUUUAAAGCACCAAAGCUUGUUGUUACACAAGUUAUCCAAGCAAGUUCGACAAUUUGAUGCUAGUACAUUUAGUUCCAAGUCCAAAGUUACUAUUCCCAGAGGGCCUCAUCUGGAAACUGCACAAAGAGCUCAAAAACAUAGGUCCAGGAGUAGUUCAGACUCAGGGGAACAUGCAAAAUCAGUGGCUCCUACAUUAAAAUCAAGGCCUUUGAACAGAAAAAUUCUCAAGGUUCCUCCGCCACUUCAAAAGAAGAACAGGGCACGGUCUCCAUUGUCUCAAGUAAAUUGUCAGGUGUUCCACUCGAAGACAUCAGAGAGGGCCAAGCAACACUCAUCUACUAAUGCAGUCAACAUACAGAAUCCUGAGUCCAUUUCAGAAAAUGGGACCAAAGACGUUGGAAGGCAAGAGAAGUAUGAAAUGCGAAAAAGAGUCCAAGCUUGCCGCCCUCUUGUCAAAAGGGAUCUCAAGCUUCCAAAUGAUAACAGAGCAUCCUACAGUCCACCAAUUGAAUUAUUCAACAAGCUGUCCCUGAAAUCUGAAUUCGAGGGGGAUGUAAUUUCUCACCCCAGACCACCUCAGAGGAGUAAGGGCUCCAAGGAGAACCUCCCCGCUUCCUUCAAUCCAGGACUCAAGAAGUCUGGAAGGACGUAGGAUCGUUGUUGACGCCAUUAAAGCACCGGGGAAGAAGCCAUUGUAGGGGUCCCGGCUCCCAA
This is a messenger RNA of Diospyros lotus (date-plum), 1652 nucleotides long. RefSeq lists its product as uncharacterized. The coding region runs from base 1 to 1590 and encodes 529 amino acids. Gene Ontology annotation, biological process: regulation of mitotic spindle organization; mitotic spindle assembly; activation of protein kinase activity. The record is from RefSeq and is a predicted model, not a curated record. Gene Ontology annotation, molecular function: microtubule binding; protein kinase activator activity. The transcript has 16 exons. Lineage: Eukaryota; Viridiplantae; Streptophyta; Magnoliopsida; Ericales; Ebenaceae. Gene Ontology annotation, cellular component: mitotic spindle; nuclear microtubule.